GGGGAUUGCUCGAAGAUAGACUUCACGUGUCUAUUGGCGUGUCAGGUUGUUCAAUUGUAAUUCAGUGUACCAGCCUAGAAUGUUUUGAGUUUUCACAUUUUCAUACCGACGCCAGUCAGUUCCUAUUAGAGAACGAUACGAGAAAGGUGGUUUCCCCCCCUUCAGUUAACAACCUGCCCGCAUUUCCCGAUGAAAAUGAUCCAUUUUCCGACGCUUUCCAACCAAGAAGGUUCCUUUCGGACGUCCGGAAAAUAGAAGGAAAUGUGAUUGCGCCAAAACAAGUGCAUUUCGUAGUGCGUUUGUAGUGAUAUUUUCCGAUCGUUUUCCCGGUGCAACAGUGUUUUCCACGCUUAAUAACUUUGUGAUUUUCCACGAUGAAUAAUCUGCAGAGGUCUUACUGGGGCAGUAAUACAAAUUUGCACGUUAACUAUGAAGGGAAUCACCUAUUAGACGAAAAUAGUCAGCACAAAGAAGAACGAAGCAUAUUUCCUUGCUGCGAUUCGAAUUUGAAUUUUUCGACUGCCAACUGUAGCGAAGACGAUUUAGAGUACGGGAAUUUCAAGAGAAAUAAGAAUACAAGGCAAGAUCCAAUGUCUCACAGAAUAAUCGAAAAAAGAAGGAGGGACCGCAUGAACAACUGCCUCGCAGAUCUCUCCCGGCUGAUCCCGACCGAAUAUUUGAAAAAAGGCAGGGGUAGAAUAGAAAAAACUGAAAUAAUCGAGAUGGCCAUCAAGCACAUGAAGUUCUUGCAGCAGGACUCCGACCCCAGUGAACAGUUCAGGUUAGGCUACCAAGAAUGCAUGUCAGAAACCAUGAGGUUCAUGGUAGAAGUAGAAGGUCAUUUCUCCAAUGAAGCCAUAUGCGUUCGCCUUCUCACACAUCUACAGAAACAUUGCGCAAACCUACCCCAUCGAUCCAGCCAUGCACCACAAAAUAUGCCAGUUACCGACAGACUUAUGGGAUCAGGACCACCAAUGGUAGACAGAAGUCCGAUACAAGUACCUGAAUUUCAAACGAUGAAAGUCGAAAUCGAACAGAACAAUAACAACACUAAAGAUAACAAUACAUUUAAUAAUAACAACACCUAUUCGACCAGAACAAACCACGAAGAGAAUGAAAAUGGUCAUGGAGAAAACGGGAGGAUAUCAUACAAAUACAAGACUAACAUAAAAUUGCGGUUCAAUCAGGAUUUGAAUGGGGAAAGUAAUCCUAAAAGGCCUAAACUGGAUGACGACAGGAGGAGUUCUCUCAACAGCAUAGAAAAUAGAAGUAUGUCGCACAGUUCCCCGCCAGCAAGUGAAACAUGUACAAGAACAUCAGACGCUGAAAAUACAAACAGGACCUCUCCCUCAGACAGUACCUUAUCCUCGAAUAACCAUUUGAAACUCGAGUCGGCAUCCAGCAAUGAAACCACCAACCCUUGCUCUCCCCAUGAUCCAUCUCUGCAUAGUCUGAACGUGAAGAACUUCAAAGUACCGAUUUUCAUGUUGCACACCAAAGGAUCCUUCUACGUACCCCUGACAGUGGACUACAAGGCCCUUAUGCCAUAUUUCCCCAGCUACGAGAUUUCAGAUGAAGUUAUACUACACCCUGUAACGAUAAACGUAAACUUUCAACCAGCUUUCAACAACUCCUUGGACGGCCCCAAAUACAAAUGCGAUUAUCCAAGAACAACUUGGCAUUGACUUUAGUUCGUUUCAUAAAAGCACCAAGAUCUGUUUCUCAGGGAUGCAUAAACUUAAGAGAAAGGGGAUAUUUAUUCUGUCUCUCUUGCCAUUCUCUGUUUACAAGACAUACAAAAAUAUCGAUAUUUUUACUUCCUCAAGAAGACUAUUGAAUGUGUUGUGUUGUACCUAACACAAAUACAAGAUGAAUUUGAUAAACACAAAAUAUUUUAUCAAAGAGACAAAAUUGUUAUAAAUUUUUGUAGAGAAAAUGAUGAUUUUUUGUGAAAAAUAUAUAUUAAUAGUUUUUCUGAGAUGUAAUUGAGAUGACUGAUUAGAGGGAACAUAUGACAGUGAAAUUGUUGCCUUGAUAAUAUCACAGUCGUUUAUUUAGAAGCAUAAUACUUCAAUUGGUUCAAAGUGAGCUCUCAGAGAAAAAAGCAGUAAAAACAAAUAUUUGUAAAAUCAUUUAACGUGUGGGCAUUGCCAGAUUUAUGUUCCCCAUGGCUUCUAUGAAAAACUGCUGUGGUAAUACUAACAACAUGAUUAUAAAUAUUGAAGAACUAUUACUUCUUUUGUUUCAUAUGAAUAAAUUGAAAAGUAGUGAGUGUGAGAAUGUAAGAAUCGUUUUAUAAUGCAUUUUUCACAGAUGCUGUUUUAUAGAUAUUCAAAAGAAUGCGAAUUUUCGAAGCAGGCUGUGAAAUCAGGGGAAUGUAACGUUAUAAGACUGAAUUGUCUAUUAAUAUUCGUUAUAGGUGUGGUAUCUAUAAACUUCAUAUUUUCUAUUUGACUUUUUUUUUAACCGAUGAAUUUCUCCUAUUCUUAUAGUUGUUGUUUUUGAGAAGGUUUUAUCGAAAUAUUUCUCUAUCAAAAAUUGUUACAAUUAGAUAUGUUGUGAACAAAUGCUGACAUCUGCAGUAUGUUAAUAUAAGAUGUGUCGUUUUGAUUGCAGUACAUCAAAAUGUAUGACUAGGUUCUGGUAAACUGUUGUGUUUUUAACAUGUUCGCCUGUAAAAUUUUUUUAGUACAAAAUUGAUAAAGCAUGACAUAUCAUUGAACUCAACAGUACCCCAGAUAAGCUUCAUCAAACUGCAAACAAAAUUUCAAUAAUUAUAGCAUAUCUGUGCACAGGGCAAUGAACGUGUUAAAAUUGAUGUAUAAAUUUGUUGUAAACUUGUUAUUAUCAUGAGAAAAAAUAUAUGAGUUGACUUGA
Molecule: messenger RNA, 2877 nt
Organism: Coccinella septempunctata (seven-spotted ladybird)
Lineage: Eukaryota; Metazoa; Arthropoda; Insecta; Coleoptera; Coccinellidae
Gene: cwo
Product: transcription factor cwo
Exons: 6
Coding region: 375-1685 (436 amino acids)
Biological process (GO): regulation of neurogenesis; regulation of transcription by RNA polymerase II; regulation of circadian rhythm
Cellular component (GO): nucleus
Molecular function (GO): RNA polymerase II cis-regulatory region sequence-specific DNA binding; DNA-binding transcription factor activity, RNA polymerase II-specific; protein dimerization activity
Source: RefSeq, a predicted model, not a curated record